Molecule: messenger RNA, 1128 nt
Organism: Penicillium argentinense
Lineage: Eukaryota; Fungi; Ascomycota; Eurotiomycetes; Eurotiales; Aspergillaceae
Product: putative polyhydroxybutyrate depolymerase
Exons: 2
Biological process (GO): carbohydrate metabolic process
Cellular component (GO): extracellular region
Molecular function (GO): cellulose binding
Source: RefSeq, a predicted model, not a curated record
CCGGUACUAGCGAAAAAGGUUGUUCUCCACAAAAUGCUGCGCAUUUCGGCACCGUUCUUUCUCUUCUCAUUGGCCGCUGGCCAUGGUCACAUCAGCAAUAUCGUGAUCAACGGGAUUUCAUAUGAAGGGUGGGAUAUCAACUCCUACCCUUACAUGUCUGAUCCCCCUAUUGUUGUCGCAUGGGGUACUCCGAACACUGCCAAUGGAUUUAUUACCCCAUCGAACUAUGGAACUGACGACAUUAUUUGCCAUCUCAAUGCCACCAACGCCAAGGGACACGCCGUGGUGGCUGCUGGAGACAAGAUCAGUCUUCAGUGGACCACCUGGCCCGACUCGCAUCAUGGUCCGGUGAUUACCUACCUCGCUAACUGUGGUGACUCCUGCGAAACCGUCGAUAAGACAACUCUCAAGUUCUUCAAGAUCGAUGGAGUGGGUCUUGUCGACGACACAACAGUACCUGGCACUUGGGGCGAUGACCAGCUGAUUGCCAACAACAACAGCUGGAUGGUCGAGAUCCCACCGACUAUUGCUCCGGGCAACUAUGUAAUGAGACACGAGCUCAUUGCGCUUCACAGCGCUGGAACUGAGGAUGGUGCCCAAAACUAUCCCCAGUGCUUCAACUUGCAAGUGACUGGCUCCGGAAGUGAUGAGCCAUCGGGCGUCCUGGGUACUGUGCUGUACAGCUCAACUGAUCCCGGCAUCCUGGUGAACAUUUACGCUUCUCUCUCAACCUACGUUGUGCCCGGUCCAACUCUGUACAGCGGAGCUGUGUCCAUCACCCAAUCUUCCUCUGCUAUCACUGCUUCUGGCACCCCUGUUACAGGAACUGGUGCCGUGACUACCACCGGGCCCAACCCAACCACCACCACUUCUGCAGACACUACGACGAUCACCUCAAAGGCGACUACCAGCACAACCACGGCGACGACCUCUAGGACCACUACUUCUAGUAGCCAAGGAACCACCCUGACCACUACUACUAGCCCCACGGGUGACAGUCCCUCGACCCAAUCACUAUAUGGACAGUGUGGAGGAAGUGGAUGGUCUGGUGCUACAGUCUGCACUGCCCAGGCCACUUGCACUUCGUACAACGCCUACUAUUCCCAAUGUAUUCCCACGUCGACCUAG